GUGAAAGCGCACCGUGCGCGCUGCCCCUUGCGCCUGCGCCUGUCCCGCGCUCACCCCGCGCCUGUCCUCUCGCCCUCUGCGGGGCUGAUCAUGUCCUGACAGACUCACCACUGUGUAUGCUGGCACUAGAAAACUUCAUAAAAAGUGAUCAUUGCAUUAACUGCUAGCGUUUAUGAAAGUGUAAAGUUGUUGACACUUCAUUAGAACUGUAAACAGCACGAGUUAGUGUGGCGUCUCCAGGGUUGCCUCGGCGACGCGAAGCAAUGACUCCCUACAUUUACGACUAUUGGAGACGGCGCGAGCCGACGUCGUGGCUGGUGUACCCGGCGUCGCGGCUGGCGCGCCUGCUGCAGGCCUCCGCGCCGCCGCCGCCCCGGCCCUCCGUCAUCACAGUGUCGGGGCGCGGUGACGUCAGCCACUUCUUCAACACACAGAUGGUGCUCGACCUGAACGAGGAAUCGGGCGAACUCAUCAAGUCGCCGUCGCCGCCGCCCAGCCACGACGGGUCGGCGAGCGGCGAGGGCGACAUCAGCGGCGACGAGCGGCCGCCGUCCCCCCCGCGCGCGCCCUCCGCCCCGCUGCCGCACCCCGCGCACCCCUCGCACCCCCCCGCGCACCCGCCGCACGUCGCCAGCGCCGCCGCCGCCACCGCCGCUGUCUUCAACGCGGCGGGCGCCGGCAGCGCGCUGGCGCAGCUGCAGCAUCUGCUGCUCACCCAGCACGGCGCGCACUCGCUGCUGCUGCACACACAGGUGCAGCAGGCGGUGGCGCAGGCGGCGGCGCAGCAGCUGCAGCAGCUGCAGGCGCGCGCCGUGCCCUCCUCCGUCGCCGGCACCUCGCCGACCUACAAAUACAUACAAGAGGGCCGGUCGCCGUCCCCGCGCCGCACGCCGCCCGGCGCCGGCGCCUUCCUCACGCCGCACACGCCGGGGCCGGGCCGCGCGCGCUCGCCGCACGCGCACGCGCACACACCGCUGCACGCGCACGCGCACAAGCCGCGCGCGCUCGACCCCACCGCCGACGACACCGCCGACCUCGAGGAGUUGGAGCACUUCGCCAAGACCUUCAAGCAGAGACGCAUCAAACUCGGCUUCACGCAGGGCGACGUCGGCCUCGCGAUGGGCAAGCUGUACGGCAACGACUUCUCGCAGACGACGAUAUCCCGGUUCGAGGCGCUCAACCUGAGCUUCAAGAACAUGUGCAAGCUGAAGCCACUGCUGCAGAAGUGGCUGGAGGACGCGGACUCGUCGCUGGCGGGCGGCGGCGCGGGCGCCGGCGGCGCCGCGGCGCUGGGCGCGGGGCUGGCCGAGGCCGUGGGCCGGCGCCGCAAGAAGCGCACGUCCAUCGAGUCGGGCGUGCGCGUGGCGCUCGAGAAGGCCUUCCUGCACAACCCCAAGCCCACCAGCGAGGAGAUCGCGGCGCUCGCCGACGCGCUCUGCAUGGAGAAGGAGGUGGUGCGCGUGUGGUUCUGCAACCGGCGCCAGAAGGAGAAGCGCAUCAACCCGCCGGCGGGCGAGACGCCGCUGGCGGGGCACGGGCACGCGCACGCGCACGGGCACGCGCACGCGCUGCACGCGGCCGCGCUGCAGCCGCUGGCACUGCUGGCGCGCGCGCCGCCGCGCGACUGACGCGCGCCGCUGUCGACACAUAUCCUCUCGUUGUAAAUAGUGCGCGGCUCCCGCGGUGUACAGACUAGUGUUAGCGUGUAUAUAGAUGUAUGUGCGGGCCGCUGCGCCUGCCUAGCCUAAGUUUAUAUUAUAUUAUUACGUGAAUUUUAUUUAUGUGCGAGCGCGGCGCGAUCGCCGCCGCCGCUGUACAGAGCUCAUAUCAGUUAGCGCACCACGCGACGACUAUGUAAGGUGGAUGUGUAGAAAACUAUCUAUAUGUUACAAUAAAACAUCAUAGACAUUA
This is a messenger RNA of Helicoverpa zea (corn earworm), 1911 nucleotides long. RefSeq names its product protein nubbin-like. Gene Ontology annotation, molecular function: RNA polymerase II cis-regulatory region sequence-specific DNA binding; DNA-binding transcription factor activity, RNA polymerase II-specific. Gene Ontology annotation, biological process: regulation of transcription by RNA polymerase II. The transcript has 9 exons. Lineage: Eukaryota; Metazoa; Arthropoda; Insecta; Lepidoptera; Noctuidae. The record is from RefSeq and is a predicted model, not a curated record. Bases 264 to 1628 code for a protein of 454 amino acids.